Penicillium olsonii is the source of this 654-nucleotide messenger RNA. NCBI's taxonomy places the organism in Eukaryota, Fungi, Ascomycota, Eurotiomycetes, Eurotiales, Aspergillaceae. The record is from the annotation of a GenBank genome assembly.
AUGGCGCCAGCCGAGACCAAAAAGGCCGAUUCGGGCCCCCCCAAGCUUUCCGAUUACAACACAAUCCUCGACGAGAGCACAUUUGAGCAGAUCCUUGAGAUGGACGAUGAUGACGAGGACCGGGAUUUCAGCAAGAGCAUCGUUUACGGUUUCUUCGAUCAGGCUGAGAACACUUUUAAGAAGAUCCAGAAGGAAAUAGAUGACAAGAACCUCAACGAACUUUCUGCCCUCGGUCACUUCCUCAAGGGCUCAUCUGCCACACUGGGCUUGAUCAAGGUCAAGGACGGUUGCGAGAAGAUCCAGCAUUUCGGCGCUGGCAAGGACGAGACAGGUGCCGUCGACGAACCCGAUAAAGAGGUUUCCCUGAAGGCCAUCAAAAAGACCCUCGACGAAGUUGUGGUCGCCUACCGCAAGGUCGAGAAGCUCCUUCGCCGAUACUACGGCGAGGAAGUGCCAGAGGAGAAGGAGGAGCCCGCAGAGAAGCCCGCAGAGAAGCCCGCAGAGAAGGAAGAGAAGACGGAAGAGAAGCCUGCAGUGAAAGAAGAUCCCAAGGACACCAAAGAGACCACGGAGCCCAAGGAAACUAAGGAGACCAAGGACUCCGCUGAGUCCAAGCAGUCCAAGGAGCCGGAGGCCAAGGAAGCCUCGAAGUAG